This is a messenger RNA of Lachancea meyersii CBS 8951, 810 nucleotides long. The record is from the annotation of a GenBank genome assembly. Lineage: Eukaryota; Fungi; Ascomycota; Saccharomycetes; Saccharomycetales; Saccharomycetaceae.
AUGGAGCUUCUCAAAGUAUCUUAUGGGAUUGAAAAAUUACAAGACAUAGUAGAAGAGCGAAGUCGGCUUGUCAAAGCCCUAAAUAUGAGUCCUUCGAUCAACGACACGAUAAGUUUGAAGAAACAGCUCAACGCCACGCUAGAUUCGCUUAAAGAGGCCGAAAGUUGCAUUUCAGACAGUGAAGAAGCAGGAUUUAACAGUUUGGCAGCCAAGUAUAACUCGGUCGUGGCCCAAAUUCCGGAUGAAGCAGUGGAAAAGGGUCUUUACACUUUCUCUAAAAGGGUCAAAGCCAACAAGAAAUCCAGCACGUUUAGCACAGCAGAGUCCAAGAAAGUACGCUUCAAGGACAAUUUAGCAGAGUUUCAGGAGCAUCCAAGCGUUGCCGAGACUCAGUUUGCCCCUUUCACGGAUGACGUUCAACCUGAGGACCAAGAAAGAGAUCGUCUAUUUGGUGAGAGUAGUGUAAAUGAAGCGAACAAUCAACCUUAUUCAAUUGCACCGCAGCUUUCGAACCAGGACAUUUUCAUCCAGCAGCAGCAACAGUUGCUGGAACAGGAUUCGCACUUAGAAUCCCUUUCGCAUUCCGUCCACAGGGGGCAUGAACUGUCGCUGGAUAUUCACCAUGAAAUGACCGACCAAAAUGAUAGCGUACUGCGAGACCUGGAGAGUCUGGUGGACAGCAGUGGCAGAAACCUUGACCGUGCGAAAAAUAGACUGCAAGUAUACGAAAAAACGGCCCGAGAAAACGGCCCUUGUCUCAUCAUCGUAUUGCUGGUGAUGAUCCUAGUGCUGCUUUUGGUGGCUCUGUGA